This is a messenger RNA of Prorocentrum cordatum, 510 nucleotides long. The record is from the annotation of a GenBank genome assembly. Lineage: Eukaryota; Dinophyceae; Prorocentrales; Prorocentraceae.
GACAAGUCGCCCGUGAUCAAGGCGAUGCAGCAGGAGGGCCAGGACUUCGCGCAGGUGGCGAACCAGAAGCGCGCGGAGGUCAGCAGGCUGAAGGACCAGGCCAAGGCGGCGAAGGACACGGACGGAGCAGCGGCCCGCCAGUUCGACCAGGAGGCCGACAAGAUGAUGGAGGGACUCCGCGGCUUGGGCCCUCCAGCGCCCGCGGUCUUCUGCGCCAUGAUCGAGGCGCUGGCGAACGAGGAGAUCGGCAAGAGACUCAAAGACGUCCUGGUCGCACUCUUGGCCGAGAUGGAGGAGGCGCCACCCACCUACGUUCGCCUGUGCCGCCUGGAGAGCUGCAAGCAGCCCGACAUGCUGAAGGUGGUGUUCGCGCUGGACCGUGUGGACCUCGAGGUGCAGGUGAUGGAAGCGUUUCGCUCGAUGGGAGUAGUGACGACGGUGGGAGCGGCGCCGAGUGGGUACCUCGAGGACGAGAUCUCGGCCUGGAUCGACGUGCUGAAGGACGCCUGA